Lycium barbarum (goji berry) is the source of this 1786-nucleotide messenger RNA. RefSeq names its product alcohol dehydrogenase-like 7. Gene Ontology annotation, biological process: formaldehyde catabolic process. The transcript has 10 exons. The coding region runs from base 519 to 1673 and encodes 384 amino acids. NCBI's taxonomy places the organism in Eukaryota, Viridiplantae, Streptophyta, Magnoliopsida, Solanales, Solanaceae. Gene Ontology annotation, molecular function: S-(hydroxymethyl)glutathione dehydrogenase [NAD(P)+] activity; zinc ion binding. Gene Ontology annotation, cellular component: cytosol. The record is from RefSeq and is a predicted model, not a curated record.
AAUUGUCUUUUUAUGUAUAUACAAAGGCGGAUGUAGCUUUUUGGCUUCGGGUCCAUCUAAACCCAUAAAUUUCGGGAUAUAGAUAUAUAUGUAAAAAUCUAUUAAAAUCUUUAACAAAUAUUACACUGAGCCCAUAAUUUUAAUAUUACAAUGAAUUUAAUGCUGAAAAUCUUAAUAGCUGAACCCAUUAAAUUAAAAAUCUAAAUCCUCCUCUUGCAUAUCUGUUUGCAUAUAUAACAGAUGAUGAAUCCCUUAGUAAAAUUUUGUCCCCGCUUCUCUCAUGAGAUCGUAUGUGUAAUAUGAACAAGGAUUGGAGGUAGUAUAGUGAGAAUAAGUAAUCCCAUCUUGCAUGUUAGGUGCAAACUAGUAAAAAGAAAGUAAACAUGUUAUUAUAGUCAACCCAAACUUGUUUGCGUUGGGGCAUUUGUUAAUUGAUACAGAAACUUUGAGGAAAAAAAACAGUAGGAGGAAUUUCUGUUGAUAAAAAAUGCCGUUUUACUUGAAUUCUGUGUUGAAUUAUGAACCUUUUCACCUGGAAGUUUAAGUUGUUACUUUUAAACUCUGCGGUGGCAAGAAAAGCAGGAGAACCGCUGGUGAUAGAGGAAGUGAUUGUGGCUCCUCCUAAAGCGCAUGAAGUUCGACUCAAAAUCAUUUGUACUUCUCUUUGUUACAGUGACAUUACCUUUUGGAGAAUGAAAGAAUUUCCAGGAUGCUUUCCAAGAAUUAUGGGCCAUGAAGCUUUCGGGGUUGUGGAAAGUGUUGGAGAAAAAGUUGAGGAGUUAAAAGAAGGAGAUUCAGCUGUACCAAUAUUUUUGACGGACUGUAUGGACUGUGUAGAUUGUAAAUCCAAGAAAAGCAACCUUUGUUCCAAAUUCCCAUUUGAGGUAUCUCCGUUGCUGCAUAGAGAUGAGACAAGCAGAUUCACUAGUGUUGACGGAGAAACUUUACACCAUUUCCUGUAUAUAUCAAGUUUUUCGGAGUACACAGUCGUUGAUGUUGCUAAUGUAACGAAGAUUGAUCCUGAAAUCCCACCUAACAGGGCAUGUCUCUUUAGUUGUGGAGUAUCAACAGGAGUAGGUGCUGCUUGGAAAACAGCAAAUGUGGAACCAGGUUCAACAGUAGCGAUCUUUGGUUUGGGUGCAAUUGGGUUAGCAGUUGCAGAGGGAGCAAGGCUAUGUGGUGCUACCAGAAUUAUCGGCGUAGAUAUAAACUCGGACAAGUUUGAUAUAGGGAAGCAGUUUGGAGUUACUGAGUUUGUCAAUUCCAAAAGCUGUGGGGAUAAACCUGUUAGUCAGGUGAUAAUUGAGAUGACUAAUGGAGGUGCUGACUAUUGCUUUGAAUGUGUUGGUCUGGCAACACUUGUGCAGGAAGCAUUUGCCUGCUGCAGAAAGGGUUGGGGAAAAACAGUUGUUUUAGGAGUUGAUAAGCCAGAUGCACAGCUCAACUUCAACUCUCUUGAGGUUCUUCAGAGUCGGAAAACUCUCACAGGAGCACUCUUUGGAGGUCUCAAACCCAAAUCCGAUGUUCCUAUCCUUGCUAAGUGUUACCUUAACAAGGAAUUGCAAUUGGACAAGUUUGUGACGCAUGAAGUGAAUUUUGAAGACAUCAAUAAGGCUUUCGAUUUACUUAUUCAAGGAAAGAGCCUACGCUGUGUUAUUUGGAUGGACAAGUGAUUUACCUUAUUGCAGUCUGCUUUGUUUUCAGUUAGUGUAACUCAACUCUCGAAAACCAUGUCACAUUUAUGUUCAUUUGGUCUCGAGUUCGAGUCAAACUUGGCAUUUCUAUA